CACUCGCUCGCCGAGUACAAGUCUGUAAUUCACCUUCAUAGUUCACAUACUGACUGAUAGUUGAUUCUUCCCAAAAUGACAACGAGCGUCGUCCUCAGGAGCGCUCCAAAUCUAUGGGCUUCGGCCGAUACCAGUAGCAGGCACAAGCAACAGAAAACAUCUGAGUCUCAGGUGGGCUGCUGUAUCAGUAUUACGGGCAAUUCCAGUUCCUCAUUAACUUAUUGUGGUUGGCGGAAGCAGUUACUCCCUUGCCUUUCCUCCUCUCCCAGGCACAAACGCCGCACCUUCUUACCUUUGGCGUCUCUUUCGUCUUCUUCUCCUUCCUAUUCUCCCAACACCUCUACCAAGCUUUACGUCAGUGGGCUUUCAUUUCGCACCACUGAGGAGAGUUUGCGAAAUGCUUUCCAGAAUUUUGGACAACUUGUAGAAGUCAAUUUGGUGAUGGAUAGAAUAGCAAAUAGGCCAAGAGGCUUUGCUUUUCUCCGCUAUGCAACUGAAGAGGAAUCUCAAAAGGCUAUCGAGGGACUGCACGGAAAGUUUCUGGAUGGCAGAGUAAUAUUUGUUGAAGUUGCAAAGCCCAGAUCAGAGCUCCGUCAAACUCCCAAACAAAACCCAAGACAGUAUUGAAAAGUCGGCUCUAACGUCCACUUUGUUAGAAUUCUAAAUUCUCCUUCUUGUAUACUGCUGUCUCCUUCAUAGAGGAGUAAGGGUUGAGGAAUUAUGGGAUAGAAUUAAAUUUUGGGCA
Molecule: messenger RNA, 745 nt
Organism: Prunus mume (Japanese apricot)
Lineage: Eukaryota; Viridiplantae; Streptophyta; Magnoliopsida; Rosales; Rosaceae
Biological process (GO): chloroplast mRNA modification; cytidine to uridine editing
Cellular component (GO): chloroplast
Molecular function (GO): RNA binding
Source: RefSeq, a predicted model, not a curated record